Messenger RNA from Saccostrea cuccullata (small rock oyster), 850 nucleotides. RefSeq lists its product as uncharacterized. The record is from RefSeq and is a predicted model, not a curated record. Lineage: Eukaryota; Metazoa; Mollusca; Bivalvia; Ostreida; Ostreidae. The transcript has 2 exons. The coding region runs from base 154 to 516 and encodes 120 amino acids.
ACCACGUGACUCAUUUAAACCUUUAUAAAGCCACAGACUGGCCUUGUGUGAAAAAGCGCUCGAACUUCUGAAAGACUAGCAGAAUCAAGACUAAACAAAGCUUCGACUUUGUGAUUGGACUUUUAUUGAUAGCAUUGAAUUUCUUUGAAGAAAAUGGACAGGAGAGAGUUGAGAAACUACGUGGAUAUGCCACAUUUCCACCCUGAGAAAAACGUCAUUAGUGGGGUAGAUGUUUACAAAAACGGACGAAUUCGACAUGAAAUCAAACACGAUCUGGAGCACAAGACAACCCCCGCUCCCCCACCACUGAGGAUCAGGUCAUUUAGCAUGGGAUCUGAGGGCGAGCCCGCCUCACCAGUUGUUGGAUCCCCCAUUUCAAGUUCUGGAUCCCCAUUAUCAAGCACUGGAUCCCCAUCUUCGUUCUCGGGAGGAUUUUUGACAAAAGCGUUUCAAGUGGACACGAAGCAUACCACAGGAGAACAUUUGAAACAUGAAUUAGAUUUCAAAUGGCAGUAGGUACUGGUUUUAUUGGAUUUCCUGUCAACGAUCUCAUUUUGUUCGAUUAAAUCUCAUGUACAUUUAGUCACCCUACAGCUUGUGCAAUAAAGACUCCCCUUUAAUUUUAUUAAGUAUUAUGUGAGUGAUAUGUAAAAGUUAGUGAAUAUGAGUAUUUUUUAUGGAUGGGGUUUAUUUCUUGGAGGUCUGAAAUUGCAUGUAAACAAUCGUUUUCUGAAAGGGAACUUUUUUUGUCAUUCUUACAUUUUUUACUACUCAAUUAUAAUUACCUUUGUAUUUUAAGAUUUAUUAGAUAUUUUGUACACUUUGUUUUUUUAAUAAAUUUACAAUAAAA